AUGUCGAGGAUAACGUGGGAGCUGCUGCGCCGUCGCUCGGAGCACAACGAGGGCGAGAUCUCCACCCUGGAGGAGCUGUCCCUGCACCAAGAGAACAUCGAGCGCAUCGAGCUGCUGAAUCACGCCUGUCGCGACCUCAAGAUCCUCCUGCUUCAGUACAAUCUCAUAUCGCGCAUCGAGAAUCUGCACAAGCUCAAGCGCCUCGAGUAUCUCAAUCUGGCCCUGAACAACAUCGAGGUGAUCGAGAAUCUCGAGGGUCUCGAGAGCCUGAAGAAGCUCGAUCUCAUGGUGAAUUUCGUCGGCGACGCCCGCGACGUCCGGUGCCUGAGGAAUAACGAGUUCCUCGAGCAGCUCAUAUUGACGGGCAAUCCGUGCUGCGACUACGACGGCUACAGGGACUACGUGAUCGCGACGCUGCCGCAGCUGCGCGAGCUCGACAUGAAGCCGAUCAGUCGCAGCGAUCGGAUCAGGGCGCUGCAGAGGCUGGCCCGGGCCAGCGACGACGUCUGCCAGGGUUACAAGAUGUAUCGCAAGUUUCGCGAAACGCAGAAGGUGAGAUUUCGACAGAGGCAGGAAAAGGAAGGAGUCGUCAUCAGCGAGGUGACCGACGGCGACGACGACGACAAGAAAAAUAAGAAGGUGGUGGACAGCGACGAGGAGACGGACCAAUUCUGGAAGUCCAAGAGCUCGCACACGCCCGAGGAUCGCGUGGUCAUAGCCAAGAAGCGAAUCCAGCAGAUGAGCAAGUACGAGACGAGGCAGGCCGAGAAGGAGGCGCCACAGAAGCGAGUGCAGAAAUUCUUCAAUCCGGCGGGCAAGCCCUACAACAUCAACCAGCCCAAGGUGGCGUUCAGCUUCGACGACGAGACCGACCCGGACAACAUCGUGCUCGACGUCGAGCUUUACAAACACUUGGACACGAGCCUCGUGGACGUGGACGUGCAGCCGACGUACGUCCGAGUGAGCAUCAAGUCGAAGGUGCUGCAGCUGACGCUGCCCUACGAGGUCAGCACGGAGCUCAGCAGGGCGCAGAGAAACACGACGACGGGCCACCUCGUCGUCACCAUGCCGAGGCUCGCCAAGGGUCCGAGCGUCUACUUGACUACGAGUCAGAAGAAAAAGAACGAUAGGACGAGGACGAUACAGCGGCUGAGAGCCGAGCCGGAGGUGACGAAACGAGAGUAUCUGGAGAUAGGCCCGCCGAGGCGCGAGGAGACGUGGAGAGAAAAACUGACCGUCUGCACGGAGGACGGAAAACCGCUGAGGAGCAAAGUCGAGACGGAGACGACGGUGGUAAAAGACGCGGCGGGCGAGGAGGAUUUCGUGGACGAUCCGAGCGUGCCGCCGCUCGAGAGCGUUUAAAGAAAGGAGAUAGUAGAGUACUUGUGUAAUUCUGUAAAUAUCUAUAAUGUUAAGAUGUGUUGUCCGCGAUGU
Trichogramma pretiosum is the source of this 1434-nucleotide messenger RNA. It is a transcript of the gene tilB, whose product is annotated as protein tilB-like. Gene Ontology annotation, biological process: outer dynein arm assembly. Lineage: Eukaryota; Metazoa; Arthropoda; Insecta; Hymenoptera; Trichogrammatidae. Gene Ontology annotation, molecular function: protein binding. The record is from RefSeq and is a predicted model, not a curated record. The transcript is spliced from 2 exons. Gene Ontology annotation, cellular component: cytoplasm. The coding region runs from base 1 to 1362 and encodes 453 amino acids.